AUAAAAUAUGAUUUUGGAUUUUGCAAGCCUGCAUUUCACAAUGGCAGAUAUUUACAGCAUUGCAAUAUAAAUCUAUGACAGAUUUUGAUCAAACACUAUGACAUGUUCAUGUUGAUGUCUUAUCGGCGGGCAAACCAGCGUUGACAACGCAAAGAUUUAUUACAGGUAUAAAGGAUCUUAACUGUAGCCUAAAAAUAUUCCUGUGGAAAUAACUCUGAAUCUUUGAAACUCAAAAUUGUAGAUUUAUGAAUGUGUUCGAUAAAAUUAAUAUUAAAACUUGAAUGACUUUAAUGAACGUUUGUACGCGUAUACAAUUUCAGCUUCUGUCGGAAGUGCUUUCAGCCUCUCUAUGGCAAGCUAUAUUCUCUUAGAGAUGAUACAUUGGCCGUUUGUCCGUCGUAAUGAACAAACUUCUCAAAGUUUCUUCUUAAAGAUUCAACAAUAAUUCUAGUACCAAAUAAGAAUAUCGGUAUAAAAGAAGCAAGUGGUUUUAGUGUACAUCGUCAGGUUUAACUUUGUUGCAUCACUUUGGAAAUGUCAUAUGAAAGCUUUUGUCGGAAGAUAUCUUGAUUAUACUACGUAUAAUCAAGAUAUCGUAAAAUAUAUUACGUUAUAUAUGCAGGAGGAUCGGUUGAUAGUAAAUAUGAUGCAUCGUCGACACAUAUAUGACGAGUAUAUAAAGACCAAUAGAUUGUCUUGAUACAAUCAUUCACCCAAAAGUAUCAUUUACGGAAAGAAUACGAUCGUCCGAUACAGUUAUACGAGUAAAGAAGCAUCUUGAACUGACGAGCAUCUUAUAAUGGAAACCGUCGAUGCCACCAAGAAUAAUGACAUUUACAAAUUGCUCUCUUUCGAGGAAGCAAAGGAGGUGGUGAAACGCGCCUUGAACAAUGACGCCGAUCUGAUAGAAUACGCUAUUCGACCAUACUCCGACGGCAAGCUCGGAUUUCUCGGCUCUCAUUAUCGGCUCGAUAUAAUAGCCACGAGGAAAAAGGAAACUGUCACUCUCCCAUUUUUUCUCAAGACCAUACCUUACCAAGUGCCCGAUCAAGCAGACUACGUGAUAAUGAGAGGUGUCUUCCAUAAAGAGACAAAAUUUUACAACGUCAUAAUGCCUUUGCUUCGUGAGGGAUAUCGUGGAGAACCGUGGGCACCAAUGUGCUACAAAGUGAAGAGCGAUUCGAUAGUCUUUGAGGAAUUGAGUGGAAAGGGCUAUUCGAUGCGAGGCAAACUAUUCGAUAAGACGCUCGUGUGUGCGGGUUUAAGCGCUUUCGCGCGAUUACAUGCCGCCUCCCUACUGGCGGAAACUCGCCUCGGCACAUCCUUUAACCAACUGUAUCCUGAAGUUUUCGUGGAGACAGCCUUCCUUCACGAUGGAUUGAUACGAGAAUGGUUCGAAUCAGGCGUCAACGUAGCCGCGGCCGUAGCCGAGCGAUUGGGGUACGAUCCUGACCUGAUAAGAUCGACCUGCGAGCAGGUGUAUCACGUUAUAAAACCUUCACGUACAAAAACGAACGUGAUUAGUCACGGAGAUCCCUGGAGCAACAAUCUUCUCUUCAAUAACGACAUACCACCUAAAUGCAUGUUGGUAGACUUCCAACUGUUAAGGUAUUCUCCGUUGGCGCAUGAUGUAGCACAGUUUUUGUACAUGUGCACGGACAGAAGUUUCCGAGAGACUUGGGAGAACGCGAUGUUACGUCAUUAUUAUGAUACGCUACGCGAGACUCUAAACAUUCACGAAACUCGCACGCAAAUACCCCCAUGGUCAGAGCUAAUCCAAGGCAUGGAGGAACAACGUUUAGGUGCCCUUAUCACCGCGUUACUCAACUUUCCUACGAUUCUAAUGGACGAGACUCAAAGUGCGCAGAUUGUAAGCGACCCGGCGUCUUAUGUCGAACAUUAUUUUCGGAAUAAAAACGAGUUCGUUCUCUCAUGCAUGGAGAAAGAUCCGGCUUACGGAAGAAGGAUCAACGAAGCUGUCAUCGAACUCGCUGAGCUCGCUUCGCGACUGGACCAAUUACCAAAACCAUCUUAAAAAAUUAUAUAUGUAUUUUACAUAUAAUUGAUUCAUAUUUAAAUUAAAUAUUUUAUUAAAGUUUCAUUAAA
Molecule: messenger RNA, 2106 nt
Organism: Solenopsis invicta (red fire ant)
Lineage: Eukaryota; Metazoa; Arthropoda; Insecta; Hymenoptera; Formicidae
Exons: 1
Coding region: 800-2035 (411 amino acids)
Source: RefSeq, a predicted model, not a curated record